AGAUUUAACGAGGAGAGCCGACAACUUAUGAGUCAUCGAUAAUUAUCAUUUGUAAUUCCACCGAGUGGCGGUGUGCAUGGAAACGUGAAAAAGAUUGCCAUUCCUUCGCGAACGUGUUCACGCGACGCUUGAGAAAUUUAAACGAUAACAAAAAUGGUGGUGUGGCUAGUGUUGAUAGCAACAUCAUCAUCUGUCUAUCUGGCGGAGGCGGCUAUACCGGAUCCACCAAAUUCCAAAAUCUCCACUGUCAACCCGUCGAAACUGUCCACUGCGGUGGACUGCACCGGAAUUAUUGCCUUUUCGGCGACCCAUGCCUCUGUCGAUCAUGCCAAAGCCGUAUUCGCCGAGACACUGGUCGACAAAGGUGUGGGUUACGUACCCCAAACAGGAAUUUUCAUCACCAACUGUCCAGGCCUGUAUCAAUUCAGCUUUGCCGGAUAUGGAAGCACCGAUCUACGAUUAACUUUGAAAAAGAAACAAAACAAUUCUGACAGCUGGAGACCUGUGGUUGGCACUGGUGCAGGAGGUGGUGCUAAUUUGAUCUUGCUGGAAGUCGAUGUUGGAGAUCAGCUAGCUGUCUUCGUCGAUAGUGGAAAAAUAUCGGACGGCGUCACGUUCUCUGGAUACAGAAUUGCUAAAAUAUAAUCUACCAAUUCGUGUAAUUGAACCACCAAGACGACAACGAUCGCUUUCUUUUUAAUAAGCAAAUAUCGAAAAUUAUUUAGAAUAUUUAUCACUCGUGCAAAUCUAAAUUUGAUUUAAUUUCGAAUCGAUAAUGUGAAACUGUUUUUUUCUUCUUCUUUUUUUUUUUGAAAUAAUCUCUUCAGCAGUUAAUCAUUUACUCGUCAAUUUUUUUAUUAUAAAUUGAGUUAUUCUUUUUGAAAUUGCUGACAUCUAUGGAAGAAUUUGAAAUCGAUCUGAUACUAGAAAACACAAAAUUGAGCAGUAGUCUUUGAUGAAUUUGAAGGUGAAAAUUUGAAUUCGUUAUUGAAUUUCUUCGAAUGAAUAUUUUUGGAUUGGAUUUAAUCGUGAUCCUAAAUGAGAAACAUUCGAUCAGAGCGAUUUUAACCUUCUUCACGAAUUUAACGCUCUGUGAUAGCUCCCUUUCUAUCGUUUUUACUUUUCCAUGUGUCUCGCAAUUUCUUUGAUCAUUUCGUCAAAAUAAUAUUAUCAUGGAUUACUGAAAUUGUGAGACAAAUGAAUUUUUUAUGUAUUGUCUUCUUCUUUUUCUUAUUUCCUUUCUAUUCAUUGUUUUAUUUUUAUUUUACCUAUCAGUACAAUUCUUUUUGUUAAAUUUCAUUCAUUCGUUCUUCUUUUUACAAUUUUUUUUUCUUCUUCUGUAAAAAUGACGUUUCUAUAUUAGUACUAUAUUACUAUUUUUCUUCUUUCUUCA
Molecule: messenger RNA, 1393 nt
Organism: Apis mellifera (honey bee)
Lineage: Eukaryota; Metazoa; Arthropoda; Insecta; Hymenoptera; Apidae
Gene: C1q-VP
Product: C1q-like venom protein
Exons: 3
Coding region: 154-645 (163 amino acids)
Molecular function (GO): protein binding
Source: RefSeq, a predicted model, not a curated record